AGCAGCAACGCUCAACGUCUCGGAGUUCUUUCUCUGCAUUUUUGCCCUUCCUUUCCUUCUCGUACGUGCGUUGCGUGGCGGGCGAAAACAACGAAAUGAAAGACGCUGACAAAUCGGAGGUGGGUGAACCCGCCCAGAAGGCGGCGGUGGUCGCGGCAAAGUCGGCACGAGAGCCUUUCAUCCUUGCCGCGGCGUUCCUCGAUGGCAUGGUCGCCGUCUCGGGAGUACCGGUGAUGGUGAAGCAGGGCGCCUUUGUCAGCUUCCCCUCCGGCGCCUCGCUGGCCGCCUACCAGCUGUGCUUCUUUCUCCCCCAGCUUCUCACCACCCUCGCAGCGGAGCAGUUGACGCCACACUUCGACGCACUGGCGCUGCUCCUCUUCACACUGGUGUGCACCACUGGCAGCGCCGUGGUCGUCUCGCUCAGCCUCUCCCACCGCGCCCUCUACCUCUUUUUUGCCUCCCGCUUCCUUAACGGCGUGCUGCGCCACGACAAGACGUACUUCGGCAUCACCGGCACCGCCCUGCACAUGUCGGCGGCGGAGCUGGGUGCGGCGGCGCGCUACGGCAUGAUGGCGGGCAUGGCCGUCAGCGGCUUGGCGGGGGACGUGCUGGAGGAUGCGAUUGAGGUGGCUCAAUUCUUCGCGUUGGUGGAGAUUCUGGCGACGGUGCUGGUGCUGGUGCGCUACCUGCGUGGGCGUCACGUCACCUCGCCGGUGCGGACCCGACUCGAGUACGCGAAGUGGCUGCCGUCACUGUGGCGGGCCUCGCCGGCUGCCCAUCACACGCUGGUUGCCCUCGCCGCCGUGCUGGUGGCGGCCUCAGUCAACCAGGUGGCUUACCCGCUGAUGGGUCCGGAGUAUCAGCUGCCCUACACCUUCACGGGAGCUCACUUGUGCUUUAAUAUGGCGGUGCAGAUGGUGUGGAUGCCGCAUAUCUUGAAGUGGGCAAUGCAGCGGGCCGCCACGUGGAAGUCGAACCUGCUGUUGUCUGGAACGGCGGAGGACAAGCUGACGGUCGUGUCCGCCGCUCUUCUUCUUGCCGGGUGCGUCGCGGCUCCCUACGCCACCACGCACAGCCCGCUGCUGUACUACACCGUGUCGACGCUCCUGGUGGACGUACCGGCCGGCGUUCUGACAUCGUUGGCCACCGCAGCAGCGCAGGCGUCGUUGGACAAGUUCUCCGGUGACAGCGCGAAGGUAGGCCUGCUGAUUGCGCACGCCACGCAGCUGACGAAGUCGUUUGCCGCCCCGCUGCGGAUCAGCAUGGGGGACUACUACCACGACCGCAAGCACACCGUGCGCCUCGUCAGUCUUCCGCUCAUGGCCUACACGUUGGUGUACGCGCGCACGCACAGUGUCGCCUACUCGGUGGCUGCGCUGGCCAUGAUGGCGUUUUACAUGGUCUCCUCCACGAAUGCGACAUCUGACGGUGAUCUGUGA
This is a messenger RNA of Leptomonas pyrrhocoris, 1439 nucleotides long. RefSeq lists its product as hypothetical. The record is from RefSeq and is a predicted model, not a curated record. The coding region runs from base 96 to 1439 and encodes 447 amino acids. NCBI's taxonomy places the organism in Eukaryota, Euglenozoa, Kinetoplastea, Trypanosomatida, Trypanosomatidae. The transcript has a single exon.